AUGAAGUCCAUUCUUGUCACCUUCCUGGUAAUAUAUUCCGCCAAUCUAAUCACUGGACUUGUGCCCCUCAAAAUUCCUGAUGAUCAGAAAGCUCGUGCUGCUGGAAUUGCCAGCGAUUGUAUUGCCCAGGAAAAGAUCACCACGGAACAAGCAGUGGAAUUUUCAAAGGGAGAAUUCUCAAAGGCUAAUAAAAAUGUCAAAUGUUAUGCCAAUUGUUUUCUCACCAAGGCAGGUGUUUUGGUUGAUGGUGUUCUACAGACCUCGGUGGUUAUGGAGAAAAUGGCACCAAGUGUGGGUGAGGCAAAACUAAAGGCCAUAAUGGAAAAAUGUGGCAAAGUGAAGGGCAGUGAUCAAUGUGAGACAGCUUUUAUGAUGUUCGAAUGUUAUCACAAGGAACAUGCAGAUAUUGCUUAAAUUAUGAAGUCAGACAUUUUUCUAAAAAAUAUGAAUAUUUGUAUGUGUCACUGCUACGGUAAAAUUACUAUGUGCCUCCCUCCCAAUGUAUACCCUCUACCAUAGUAUGCAGGGUAUAUUAAGUUUGUCAUUCCAUUUGCAACACCUCGAAAUAAACAUUUUAGA
This is a messenger RNA of Musca domestica (house fly), 579 nucleotides long. Its product is annotated as general odorant-binding protein 56d-like. The record is from RefSeq and is a predicted model, not a curated record. Gene Ontology annotation, molecular function: odorant binding. NCBI's taxonomy places the organism in Eukaryota, Metazoa, Arthropoda, Insecta, Diptera, Muscidae. The transcript is spliced from 2 exons. The coding region runs from base 1 to 414 and encodes 137 amino acids. Gene Ontology annotation, biological process: sensory perception of smell.